AUGGACAUCCACCGCUCGCGCUUCGUACCCUACCCAGCAGCCGCGAUCAACGCCCUCGCCUUCUCCCACACCAGCGGCGAGGACUUCCCAACCAAAGACCAACGAGACCUCAGACUCGCCAUCGGCCGCGCAAAUGGCAACAUCGAGAUAUGGAAUCCCGCCAAAGGCGCCUGGGUGCACGAGACUACAAUGGCUGGCGGAAAAGACAGAAGCGUCGAGGGCCUCGCAUGGACGCAAGAGCCGGAAGAAGUUGACGAGAAUGGCAAGGCCACGGUUGGGCGGCUGCGCUUGUUCAGCAUUGGCUACUCCAGCACCGUCACGGAGUGGGAUAUCGUGAGUGGGCUGCCGCAGCGCCACUCGAGCGGAAAUCAUAGCGAGGUGUGGAGUUUGGCUGCGCAGCCGCGAUGGCGAGCAUCGCAGAAGAAGGGUAGAAAGGAGGAUGCCCAGACACGCGAGGGAGAGUUCCGCGGGCAGAAUCUCGUCGCCGGCUGCGCUGAUGGCACGCUGGCGCUGCUGUCUACUGCGGAAGACGAUCUCAGGUUCCAGAGGUUCCUCUCGCGGCCGACAGCUAAGAAAGCUCGGGUUCUCAGUGUGACGUAUCAGAACCGCGACAUUGUUAUAGCUGGGUUCGCGGACAAUAUGAUACGGGUUUUCGACACUCGCAACGGAGCUUUGCUGCGCAAUAUCUCUCUAGGUGCUGCGCCGACUGGCGGGCCGCGCGAUAUUCUCGUCUGGACGGUGAAGUGUCUACCGAACGGCACUAUCAUUUCGGGAGACUCGGUAGGCAACGUCACCUUUUUUGACGGCAAGACCUACUCUCAGACACAACGGAUAUCGGGCCAUGAGGCGGAUGUUCUAGAUGUUGCGUGCAGUCAAGAUGGCCUAUCGGUUUACAGCUGUGGAAUGGACCGCCGAACAGUGACCUACAAGUUGCUCGGCAAGAGAUGGGCGAAGACUUCGCAUGUACGGCAGCACGAACACGAUGUCAAGACCAUGGCAACGUUCGAAAGCGAGAGAAUGAGCGUUAUCGCUUCAGGAGGUCUUGACACUAACCCCAUCAUCACACCUCUUCGGGAACAUGGGAACGAACAUUUCCGUACUCUGUCUGGUCUACCGCAGAGCCCUCCCAUUGCUAGCGCGCCGGGACAGCGGCUCCUUGUCAGCUGGUGGGAAAGGGAGGUGAGCAUCUGGCGGAUCCAGCCAAAAGGCCGCCAGAGCAAAAGCCGGAAACUGGUCGCUCGCAUGGCGCUCAAAGGCGAGGAAAACAUCGCUUCGGCGUCGAUAUCUGAUGCCGGCGAUCUUCUUGCCGUUUCUACCGCGGCCGAGAUAAAGAUAUUCCAGAUUAAGAGUCGACCGAAAGACUUGGAAUCUGGUUUGCGUCUGCGCCUGCGCAAGCUUGAAAGCCCACCGCCCAUGGCCAAGCUUGGUGCAAAACUCGUUACGCUCUCUGCAGAUGGCAGAUGGCUGGCCGUCAUCACGCACAACAGCAGCGUGCUCCUAGCCCGCGUCUCAAAAGACGAACAGGCCGACGGAAGAUUCAAGAUCCUCCCCAAGCUCGUAGAACUAAAUCGCCUUCCCCGCAAGCAGAAACUGCAGACCGCUCUAGUCGCCCCCUCAGGAAGAUACGAACACACCAUCACCCGGGCCCAGUUCUCUACCGAUAGUCGCGUCCUUGUCGUUGGAGAUCUCGCCGGCCACCUAGACAGCUGGGUCCUAGAAGGCCACCCCGACCCCACAGCGCCCGAAGUCGACAUCGCCGACCCCCGCUCCUCCGCCUCAUCCGUCGCCAGCGACGACGAGGACGAAGACGAUGAGAAGCACCCAGUGAUUCUGUUCGGCCAACACUGGAUCCCCAACCCCUCCGCCCACCUCCUCCCCAAACUAGACUCCGCGCCCCUCUUCCUCUCUUUCCGCCCCAACGCAACCAACACACCAGAACCGAACGGCAACCCGGCCGUCCAUCCCACGCGCCAUAACCCCCAUCCGCAUUCCCAUGACCUUCCGCAAGGCGACUACCGCCUCCUGGUCCUGAGCGCGCAGCACAGACUCUACGAGUUCGAUGUACUGAAAGGGGGCCUCACGGACUGGUCCCGCCGGAAUCCGACGUCUAACCUCCCCGCAGAGUUCCAGGGCGUAAGGGAUCGCGCGAUGGGCUGUGUGUGGGAUACGAGCAAUGACCGAGAGAGGGUUUGGCUGUAUGGGAGUAGCUGGCUUUUCAUGUUUGAUUUGGCGAGGGAUUUCCCAGCCAGCGAGGAGGUGGGUGGAGCGGAGAGGAAGAGGAAGCGUGGCGCGGAGAGAGAUGGGAGGAAGGGGACGAGCGGGGCGGGGAGCAGAGUCCCGCAGCGAGAGUUACCAGGGCUGGGACGCAAGAUGCGGAAAACGACUGCUGGUGCUGCGGCAGCGAGGGAAUGGGUCGUGCUUGGGGAGCGGCAGAGCCUGGUCUCGGACGAGGAGUCAGAAGCGGAUGCUGUUGCGCUGUCCGGUUUAAGAGUCCCAGGAGAGGAGGAAAUAGGUGGGGCGGAUGGAGACGAGGGGCAAGACGUGGAUGGGGAAAAGGCGGUACAGGCGCAGAAAGAGCAGAAGAACUGGCUGUGCGCGUAUAAGUAUCGGCCUAUCUUGGGCCUGGUGCCGAUUGGCGGGCAGGAAGAUGGCGAGGCGCUCGAGGUGGUGCUGGUGGAGAGGCCGCUGUGGGAUCUGGAGCUGCCGCCACGUUUUGUGGGAAGUCAUGAGAAGGAGUGA
Coniosporium apollinis CBS 100218 is the source of this 2739-nucleotide messenger RNA. RefSeq lists its product as uncharacterized. The transcript is spliced from 2 exons. Gene Ontology annotation, molecular function: protein binding; RNA binding. Gene Ontology annotation, cellular component: 90S preribosome; t-UTP complex; small-subunit processome. The record is from RefSeq and is a predicted model, not a curated record. Gene Ontology annotation, biological process: maturation of SSU-rRNA from tricistronic rRNA transcript (SSU-rRNA, 5.8S rRNA, LSU-rRNA). Lineage: Eukaryota; Fungi; Ascomycota; Dothideomycetes. The coding region runs from base 1 to 2739 and encodes 912 amino acids.